UGUGGAGUCGGAGGGCGCACGCUGGGAUGGCCCUAUAUAAUAACGGGGCCAAGAUGCCUUCCCCCCAGGAGGCGGCCAACGGCUUUCCCCAACCCGGCGCCUCCGGCACCUGGCACAAGCCGGAGGAGGAGGUGCGGCUGGUGGAGCCCAGCCUGGUGAAAAAGGCUCACCGGGAGAUCCUGGAUCACGAGCGGAAGCGGCGGGUGGAGCUGAAGUGCAUGGAGCUGCAGGAGAUGAUGGAGGAACAAGGGUAUUCGGAAGAGGAGAUCCGGCAGAAAGUGGGGACCUUCCGGCAAAUGCUGAUGGAGAAGGAGGGAGUGCUCACCAGGGAGGACCAGCACGGGCGCCAGAUAGUGAUCGAAAACCACCACAUGGAGGAGUACGCCGUGGAGUACCCAGCGUACGGAGAGGGCUGCCUGCUGCCGUGUGACUGCCCAGCCGACUGCUACCAAGACCACUGCAGCCACAGAGAGCACAGGCUGAAGAGGAGGAUGAGCAGCUCCGCCUCGCCGCCACCUAAGAAGAAAAAGAAAAAGAAAUCGGGUCAUCGCCGGAGCCGCAAAAAGAGGAAACCCGGAUCAGAGCGCAGCUGCGACAGCUCCUCGCCGCUCCGGAAGGAGAAGAAAAAGAAGAAUGGGAAGAAACACAGACGAGACAGGUCUGAGUCCGGAUCCCGGAAGAAGAGAAGACGCAGGUCCCGGAGCCCCAAGAACAAAAGGAAAGAGAAAACCAAAGAGCGAAAGAGAUCCCCCAGCAACUCCCCAGCCCGCAGGUGCCACAGGCACAGCAGCUGCAGCUCUCACAGCGCUUCGCUCUCAUCCGAUUACAGCCACUCCAAAUCGCCCGGCAGACUAACCCCCAAGCACAGAGAGGAUGGACACAAGCCCAGCAGCCUCCGCUCGAGCCGCAGCCCGUCCUCCUCUCGCACCUGGCACAGCCGCUCGGCCACGCCGCACCAGAACGGGCACAAGGGCAGCGCCCAGAACGGCCGGCACAGCCACGGCACCCCGGGCGAAAAACAGCAGGAUAAGAGGCUGGAUUCCGCGUCCUCUUCUCCCAGGGGGCACGUCAAGCCCGAGCCGCCCUCUCCCCGCUCCAAGGGUGGCCGACGCGGCCCCAGAAGCCCCCGGUCGGUGUCGCCAGAGAAAGGAGGCCGAUGCUCCGGCGGGGACAAGUACCGCCGCCGCUCCCGGUCCGCGUCGCUGCACAAACACAAGGGGAGGAGCAAGGGCCAGGCCUCGGCCCAGAAGGCGUCGCCCCACUCGCUCAGCCACACCGACUACAGCAGCGAUUCGGAGGGGUCGGCCUGCUCGCACCCCUACCCGGCGGCGCGGGGGGCGGAGAAGAACCACGGGGCGCACUUGAAAAAGGUGAAGGACAGACACCACCGGGGCAGGCCAAACAGCUGCUCCCAGUCCCCAGUCAAGCACUCCAGGCACAACUCCGAGAGACGGAAGAGCCUGUCCCGUAGCAGCUCCUGGAGCUCCAGCGGCUCCCCUUCCAAAUCCCGGUCGCGAUCCCGGGAGAAAAGAGCAGCACGGAGCCGGAGCCAGUCUCCAUUGCAGAAAAAAAACGCAAGCAGAGAGAAAGACAACGAGCCCCGAACACGGCACAGUGACACGGAUCCUGCGCGGGCCAGGCGCCGCUCCAGAAGCUAUUCCCCUAUCAGGAAGAGGAGGCGUGACUCUCCCAGCUUCAUGGAGCCCAGAAGAAUUACAAGUGCCCGCAAGCGCCCAAUCCCCUACUACAGACCCAGCCCUUCCUCUUCCAGCUCCCUGAGCAGCUACUCCUACAGCCGGAGCUACAGCCGGAGCUACGACAGCUACAGUACCAGCCGGAGCCGGACUCGCAGCCCCCAGAGCCGCUCGCGCACCCCCAGCCCCAGCCCCAGCUACAACAGCCGCAGCAGCUCGGAGAGCGCCGGGUUCUGAGCCAGCAGCAGGCAGGCCCCCGUCUCUCCCCCACCCUCACCCGGCACCCGCCUCCGUGCCCACUCCUCCCACACCCGCCGGCCGGCCCCUUCCAGCACAUCCUCGAGGAGGAGCCGCCAGGUGAGACCCUCCAGCCCAGGAGCGGACACAUCUGACCGGGGCGGCCAGGGGCAACGGUGGCAGCUGCUAACAGCUGGCCCUCGAGGAGACCGCAUGGGACGCAGACAGCCCCCAGCCCCCGUUGUUGUGCUGGAUGAAGGUGGGGGCCGGACAGUGGAGGAGGGGACCCCCAGCCAGCGCUGGUGCCUGGGCAAAUACAACCCUGCUGUUGCUCAU
Messenger RNA from Mauremys reevesii (Reeves's turtle), 2267 nucleotides. It is a transcript of the gene SRRM3, whose product is annotated as serine/arginine repetitive matrix 3. The coding region runs from base 27 to 1931 and encodes 634 amino acids. Lineage: Eukaryota; Metazoa; Chordata; Testudines; Geoemydidae. Gene Ontology annotation, molecular function: mRNA binding. The transcript has 15 exons. The record is from RefSeq and is a predicted model, not a curated record.